AUGAAAUCCUUAGUUAUUCUAUGUGUCUUAGCCCUCGUGGGAUUGAGUAUCGCUGGAACUAACCCUUACCCUAGAGGAUGUAUUUACAUUUUGGGACACUGUUACAAAGGUUGCGAAGAAGGUACCCACGGUUACUCUACUGGUUGCGGGUACCUGACUCCUGAGCCUACCUGUGAGAACCCUGAACCCCAAGAAGAUACUAGGGGUAAGAUUUGCGACUACUCAGCUUGUUACUGCGAUGCUCCAACUGUGAGGGACACCGUCAGCAAGAAAUGUGUGCCUUUAGAAGAAUGUCCGAAAAAUGAGGAA
This is a messenger RNA of Brenthis ino (lesser marbled fritillary), 309 nucleotides long. Lineage: Eukaryota; Metazoa; Arthropoda; Insecta; Lepidoptera; Nymphalidae. The record is from the annotation of a GenBank genome assembly.